AUGUCGAAGGGAGCGCAAAAUAAAAAGCUUAAAAAUUCCGAAUUUCUGACUCAAUGUACCCUCCCGCAUCACACCUAUUCGUCCAUGUCUUUCAUAGAAGAGAUUGAAUUGAGUCCUGUUCGUGUACACUCGAGAAACCUAAACUCCACUAAAGCUGAUGAUAGUCCGGUGACGCCCCUUGGAGAACUACCAAGCAAUUUCGACACAUACCAGGAUCAAAGUGUUGAGUCCGUGGUUGAAUUCGAGCGAGUUUCCGACAGCAACACAUCUUCGUCCUUUUCACACUUGCCACAUCCUGACAGGGAUUCACUUUCCAAAUUCAAAAGCUUGCAACCCUAUGCAGUUCUAAUUGGAUCAUUCUUGGGACUUAUUGUGAAUCUCGGCUUGAUAAAUUCAAUUGGUGCGGUGCAAUCGUAUGUUUCGGUGCAUCAAUUUAGAGGAUACUCGGCAAGCACGGUGUCUUGGAUCUUUUCGAUUUAUCUAGCAUUGGCAUACGCAGGAGCUUUAGUUUCUGGUCCGUUGUUCGAUUCGAACGGAACGACGUGGCUAUUGAUAUAUCUGACGUUGUUUAUAUUUGCUGGUUUGAUGGGAGCGGCAAGCAGUGUUGAGAUUUGGCACUUUAUUUUGAGCUUCAUCAGUUUGGGAGUCGGGAACGGCUUCGGUAUGGCGCCAUUGGUGUCGGUUAUCGGCCACUGGUUUACUCCAAAAAUUAAGAAUCUGGAUACCCCCAAUAUCAUGGAUGAUGAUGACAAGUUGGAAAAGUUUGAAGGAAUGGAUAGCAAAUUAGGCGUGGGAUUCAGUACGGGACUUGCCACAGCUGGUGGAAGUAUCGGAGGCUUGGUAUUUCCAUUGAUGUUGAGAUCAUUGUACUCACUGGUGGGAUAUGUGUGGGCACUCAGAAUAUUGGCUUUCACUUGUUUGGGUUGUAUGGUUUGUUCAAUUGUUUUAGUCAAGGAGAGAUUCAGAAAGGAAAAGAGGUCGAGCAGUGCGGCCACCUCAUUUGAGUGGAAUGAAGUACCCAGUAAAUUUAUCGAGUUUUGCAAAGUGAGAGAUACAAAAUUCUUGUUCAUAAUCUGCGGUGGUUUCUUCACUGAGCUAAGUCUUGUUUUAUUGGUAACAUACUUUGCCAGUUACGCCAUAGCUCAUGGAAUGAGUGAAUCGGAUUCAUUGAUCUUGAUUACAAUUUGGAAUGGUGUGGGGACGUUGGGGAGAUUUUUACCUGGAUUAGCCAGUGAUUACUUUGGUAGGUUCAAUGUCAACGUAAUAAUGUUGGUGGGGUAUUGUUUGACAAUAUUAGUGUUGCUACUACCAUUUGGAAGCAAUCACAAGGUUCUUUAUGCUUUUAGUGUUUUGGGAGGGUUGUUUUCUGGAUCCAUACUUAGUCUCUUACCAGUUUGUCUAUCGCAAAUAUCGAAAGCCAACGAGUUGGGGAAAAAGUAUGGCAUUUUGAAUUUUUACCUUUCAUUGGCUAAUCUUUUUGGUAUCCCAAUAGCUGCAGCUAUAAUUAAGCAUGGUAAAGUUCAUGAUUAUGAUAAUUUCAUAAUAUUUGUUGGUUGUUUGUCAGUGGCAGGGUUAUUCUUUUGGCUACUUGCUCGCGCUCGCAUAGUGGGAUUGAAAUUGAAUGUGAAGGUGUAA
This is a messenger RNA of Lodderomyces parapsilosis, 1635 nucleotides long. RefSeq lists its product as uncharacterized. Gene Ontology annotation, biological process: transmembrane transport. The coding region runs from base 1 to 1635 and encodes 544 amino acids. NCBI's taxonomy places the organism in Eukaryota, Fungi, Ascomycota, Pichiomycetes, Serinales, Debaryomycetaceae. The record is from RefSeq and is a predicted model, not a curated record. Gene Ontology annotation, molecular function: transmembrane transporter activity. The transcript has a single exon. Gene Ontology annotation, cellular component: fungal-type vacuole membrane.